Messenger RNA from Zychaea mexicana, 1356 nucleotides. RefSeq lists its product as uncharacterized. Lineage: Eukaryota; Fungi; Mucoromycota; Mucoromycetes; Mucorales; Lichtheimiaceae. The transcript has 2 exons. The record is from RefSeq and is a predicted model, not a curated record. The coding region runs from base 136 to 945 and encodes 269 amino acids.
CGGAAUAUCUUCUACACUGGUUCUUCUAUAUUUCUUAGUGAUUAGCGAGGCUUUUAUCUUAUCUGCUUCUUUUCUUCCCUUUUUUUUCACCUUUUCGUCUCUCUCUCUCUCCUUCCACCCCACUAAUUCGCUUUCAUGUCCGCUGAAGCAGUUGCAGCAACGACGACGACGAUUACCGAACAGCUUAUAGGCGGCAUUGCAUACCUGACGAGUCUUGAGUACCAGGAGAUCCCAGUGCUCGAUGUGCUACACGCGUUUUUAAUUGCCUACGCAUAUCGGUCCGCUGUUGGAGCGGGACACAACCAAAUUGGAUGGGGUCAAGGCUUGUUAGCCGUGAUUAUAAUGUGUGCAGGGGGAGGCUCUACUGUAGCGAUAUUACGAGGCGAGCCAUUGGGUAUCUUGAAGAGUAAUGCAUUCUGGGGCAUUUACGGACUUGCUUAUUGGUCCAUGUUUUCGAAUUCAUUCGUCUAUCCACUCUUUAACCUUAUCUUCUCAUUACCGUUCGUUGAAGAAGCGUUCACUGUGGCCGACGCAAUCUUGCGUAACGCAGCCAUUGUCAAUUUUGGGGUGCUGGGUGUCAAUUCCACGUUGGGCGAGGACAAGUAUAUUGCCAAAAUCUUAUGCGGCACCCUGGCUGGCUCCGGAGGCGGAUUUUGGAUCGACACGUUCAACUUGACACAUCAUAACUGGUCCUUUUCGACACCACGGUGGUUGCAUGCGGCGACUAUGGAUGUCAAGGCAUCGUUCGCCACGGCUUUGUUCUACAUAUUGGCCACAAACCCAACCUUUGCGGAAUUGACGGGUGGAUGGAAAGUGUUUACGGCCACAGAGGCUGAAGCAUGGAGUGCGGUUGUGCUUUCGGUCGGCUUGAUCUACGGUGGCGUGUCUGCUCGCUGGCAGAGAAAGCGCAGUAAUGAUGCAACGAAAGAGAGAAAGACACAGUAGUAGUAAACGCACUUGGUAGUAGGAAGAAUUGCAGUAUGGACUUGUAAAGUUUCCGAACAUGCUAGAGUAGUGGAGAAAAUUCCUCAUCCAUUCACAUCAUCAUCUACAUCCACUUUCCUCAUCCUCCCUGAUUUAUACACUAAGCUCUGUAUAAUAAACAUCAUUUGUCCAAUUGGCUGCUAGAUAUAUCUCCUUUCUCUCUCUUCUCUCUCUCUCUCUCUCUUUUCCUUUUCUCCUUUUGUGCGUGGACAAGUGGUGUACAUUAUAGUUAAAUAUCCAUGGGCAACAGUGUAUCAAAAAUAAGCUGCACUCAUCGCAGAAGAAAAAAGACGGCGGUGGACAAGACUUGCAUCAGCACCCCCACCGACUUUAGGGUAAAAUGAAGAAAAAAGUCUUACUUGUUAUUUAAAA